This is a messenger RNA of Prorocentrum cordatum, 546 nucleotides long. Lineage: Eukaryota; Dinophyceae; Prorocentrales; Prorocentraceae. The record is from the annotation of a GenBank genome assembly.
AUGGUCGGCCUCUUCUUCCAGUGCCGCAUGCUGUUCAUCAUUGUCGUGCUGUGCUUGCUAUUCUUCCACUUCUCCUCGGGCGUGUGCGUUAGGUCGUACAUGCAGAGACGGAGGUGGCGUUUGUCAUGGCAGGAUUGGGCAUUAUGUGAGUGCGUGUGCAUGGUCUUCCACAUCUUAGUUUUCUGCGUGAGGUUCGUCAGCAGAUCAACUUUUUGUACAUCUUUGACGGGGCGGGCUUGGUAUUCCUCCACUUCUUCCAUGGCGGGAGCGUUCGUUCGUACAUGCAGGGGGCAAGGCGGCACUUCAUUAGAGUCAUCGGCUACCACGCGGCACUUCACUAUAGUCAUCGGCCACCGUAUGGUCUUCUGUUGUGUGCAGUGUAACUUUUUGUACACCGUUGGCGUCUUGUGCUUGCCCUUCCAUGGCGGGAGCGUUAGUUCGUACAUGCGUGGGGCAAGGCGGCACUUCAUGAGAGUCAUCGGCUACCACACGGCACUUCAUUAUCGUCAUCGGCUCCCGUAUGGUCUUCUGUUGUGCGCAGUGUAA